Molecule: messenger RNA, 867 nt
Organism: Microthlaspi erraticum
Lineage: Eukaryota; Viridiplantae; Streptophyta; Magnoliopsida; Brassicales; Brassicaceae
Source: the annotation of a GenBank genome assembly
AUGUCCGAUCUUCCGAGGGAGAUGGAGGAGGAGGUGCUGUCGAAGCUUCCGGUGACAUCUCUGGGAGAAGUACGAUCGACCUGCAAAAAGUGGAACAGCAUAACGAAAGGUCAUAGCUUUUUGAAGAGGCACAUGGGUGAAUCAGCAGAAGGAGCAUCAAAGAAGAAGCAGAAGCAAAGGAAGGGAAUUGAAAUCAAGGUGGUGAUGUUGCUGGAAAAGAGAGUGUCUUUGAUGAGCGUCAAUCUCCUCUAUCCAUCUAUAGAGCCUAUAGGUAAUAUCAACGCAGAUGGAGUCGACAUAUCUAAAAUCAUUCACUGCGACGGUUUGUUCUUAUGCAUCACUGAAGAGGAAAACUCCUCUAGGGUUGUUGUGUUGAACCCUUAUCUGGGACAAACAAGGUGGAUCGAACCCAGAACUUCUUACCACAGAUUCGACAGUUACGCUCUCGGAUACGAUAAUAAGAAGAAGCACAAAGUCUUGAGAUUUGUGAAUGAUUACGACCCGAGAGUCAAGCACCGAGUUUGCGAGUUUGAAAUCUACAGUUUAGACUCCAACUCAUGGAAGGUUGUUGAUGUCGGUCCCGACCACGACUGGACCACUUCGUUUAUCCUCCGUGGCUUGUCUCUAAAGGGCAACACUUACUGGUAUGCUCGUGACAAGUUGGCAUCAAGUAGGAUAGAUGUCGCUGAUUUCCUAAUCUGUUUUGAUUUCGAAACGGAGAGGUUUGGACCGCGCCUGCCUCUGCCUUUCCACGGUCUCGUUGGAGACACGGUGACUCUUUCUAGCGUCAGAGAAGAGCAGCUCGCGGUGCUGUUUCAGGGAAACCGUGAUCAGAUCUAUAAUCUGAUGAUCGAGUCGAUUCCAUGA